Microsporum canis CBS 113480 is the source of this 1488-nucleotide messenger RNA. RefSeq lists its product as hypothetical. The transcript is spliced from 3 exons. The coding region runs from base 1 to 1488 and encodes 495 amino acids. Gene Ontology annotation, cellular component: Cdc73/Paf1 complex. Gene Ontology annotation, biological process: transcription elongation by RNA polymerase II. Gene Ontology annotation, molecular function: chromatin binding; RNA polymerase II complex binding. The record is from RefSeq and is a predicted model, not a curated record. Lineage: Eukaryota; Fungi; Ascomycota; Eurotiomycetes; Onygenales; Arthrodermataceae.
AUGUCGAAAUCAAAGGAUAGCGGCCCUUCCGGCAGCUACCACCAAGAAUAUAUUGCGUCUCUGAGGUAUCGCAAUGACCUUCCCCCGCCAGAGAUGCCCCCAAAGUUUCUAGACAUCCCGCACGAAGGACUGGAGCGAUUCCUAACCGCGGGCUUUGCGUCCAAUAUGGUGCGCCGGGAAGAGCCAAAUAUUGAUGUCGAUGCUGAGGGUGGCAUGCCAAUUGAUUUGGUAGGCAUACCAGGUCUACAUUUGGGGGAUGAGAGUGCAAUUAUGGCGCCAGAGAAUCCCCCGCCAUUAGAUCCAGCAGACCUUCCGCUGUUGAUGUCUUUGGAUCAGCUGCGGAACCCGGCACCAAAGAAUGUGAAUGUCAGUUUCCUAAGGCGAACACAAUAUAUUGCGUCCGGCGGAAUGGUCCGUGGUAUCGAUACAAAGGGGUCUGUCUUCAUUGGAGGUGCUCGUAAGGGGCAGAAACCAAAACCAUCCCGCGAUGACCCCACAUACGUCAAAAAGUACAUCCAAAAAGGGUUUGAUAUCGCUUAUCCGAAGAGCAAGCAUAUUGGUCCAGACACUUCGAGCCAGAUUCAAGGUUUAGCACCAACUAAGGCUGAACUUGAUGCGUGGGCAAAUCCUGUUCAUCCAGACAACCCAAAACUCAAGCCAGUUGGCUUCUUUCCUGUCAUUCCCGAUGUGGACGGAUUUCCUGAUUCCGGUGGUUUCUUACAAUUCAAGUUCGACAAAACACCAAUUCCACCUAUUAAUGGACGCCGGGAUGAUCGCAUGGACAUGUCAAUUCUUAUUCCCUCGUCACCAGAGCCGCGAGUCUUGCAAGAACACACUUCCAAGACUCAGCUACACAGAGCAAAUCCGGCCCUUUAUCCAGACCCAGGGCCAGUGCCAUACGAUUAUGAUUUAUAUCUCCCUCAGAAGCAGAGCUCAACAAAACAAAUCCGACGAAGUCUCAACAUGACUAACCCGGAACGAGAUAGCCCAUCUAAUUAUGCGCAUGAAAGCUCAACCGGAGACAAAUACCACCACUAUGACCGGCUCCGAACAUAUGCGACAAACUCGCAGGUCUUGAACACGGAGCACAAAUACAAGGAUGUCUCCAUAGUCUUGUUCGAUCCAGCCGAGAUACCAGAAGGUGAACGCGACUCCUUCCGCCUAAGCCAAAAAGGAGCAUACUAUUAUCCGAUCAUAUCGAAGACACGCAUAAAACCAGAGCGUUCUCAAAAGAUUGCCCGUGCAGGCUUGGCGCCCACCCGAGCCACAGUUAAAGAAGACCAAGUGGAUCAGAUACAAGUCAAACUCCGUGAUCCCAUCGAAGAAGAGUCCCAUAAACGAGCAGGGCAUCGUGCUCAAAUUGAUUCUAAAUACACAAACCCAUUUUCCCCACAAGAGCCGGAGAAGAGUCAAAAUACAGCCGACGCACAUGGUGACGAAGAAAUGGCUGAUAAUGACCACGACGAGCGUUUGCAUAGAAAGUACUGA